This is a messenger RNA of Lipotes vexillifer (Yangtze River dolphin), 3303 nucleotides long. RefSeq names its product neuronal PAS domain protein 4 (gene NPAS4). Bases 183 to 2579 code for a protein of 798 amino acids. The transcript has 8 exons. NCBI's taxonomy places the organism in Eukaryota, Metazoa, Chordata, Mammalia, Artiodactyla, Lipotidae. Gene Ontology annotation, molecular function: DNA-binding transcription factor activity, RNA polymerase II-specific; RNA polymerase II transcription regulatory region sequence-specific DNA binding; protein dimerization activity. Gene Ontology annotation, biological process: regulation of transcription by RNA polymerase II. The record is from RefSeq and is a predicted model, not a curated record.
GCUAUAUAAGGCGGAACAAGGCAGGCGAGGGGGGCAGCGCAGCCGAGCGGAGCCCAGGAGAGGAGACAGAGAGAGAAAGAGCCUGAGCGAGAGACGGGGAAGCAAGGAGGAAGCCAUCGGUGCGUCGGGACAGGAUCGCAGGUGUUCGGAGCGCCCGAGCUGGAGCUCCGCAGCCGCUAGUCAUGUAUCGCUCCACCAAGGGCGCCUCCAAGGCGCGCCGCGACCAGAUCAACGCUGAGAUCCGGAACCUCAAGGAGCUGCUGCCGCUGGCCGAAGCGGACAAGGUCCGGCUGUCCUACCUGCACAUCAUGAGUCUUGCCUGCAUCUACACUCGCAAGGGCGUCUUCUUCGCUGGAGGCACUCCUCUGGCGGGCCCCACAGGGUUUCUCUCAGCUCAAGAGCUUGAAGACAUAGUGGCAGCACUACCUGGAUUCCUGCUUGUGUUCACGGCGGAGGGGAAGCUGCUAUAUCUCUCUGAGAGUGUGAGCGAGCAUCUGGGCCACUCCAUGGUGGACCUGGUUGCCCAGGGUGACAGUAUCUAUGACAUCAUUGACCCAGCUGACCACCUAACUGUGCGCCAGCAACUCACCCUGCCCUCUGCUCUGGAUAGUGAUCGCCUCUUCCGCUGUCGCUUCAACACCUCCAAGUCCCUCAGGCGCCAGAGUGCAGGCAACAAACUGGUGCUUAUUCGAGGCCGAUUCCACGCUCACCCACCUGGGGCCUACUGGGCAGGAAAUCCUGUGUUCACAGCUUUCUGUGCUCCACUGGAGACAAGACCCCGCCCUGGCCCUGGCCCUGGCCCUGGUCCUGGCCCUGCCUCACUUUUCUUGGCCAUGUUCCAGAGCCAUCACGCUAAGGACCUGGCCCUGCUGGACAUCUCAGAGAGUGUCCUAAUCUACCUGGGCUUUGAGCGCAGUGAACUGCUCUGUAAAUCAUGGUAUGGACUGCUGCACCCUGAGGACUUGGGCCACGCUUCUGCUCAACACUACCGCCUGUUGGCUGAGAGUGGAGAUAUUCAAGCAGAGAUGGUGGUGAGACUGCUGGCCAAGCCUGGAGGCUGGGUGUGGAUUUAUUGCCUUUUAUAUUCAGAAGGUCCGGAGGGUCCCAUUGCUGCCAAUAACUACCCAAUCAGUGACACGGAAGCCUGGAGCCUCCGCCAGCAGUUAAACUCUGAAGAAACCCAGGCAGCCUAUGUCCUGGGCACCCCGACCAUGCUGCCCUCAUUCCCGGAGAGCAUCCUCUCGCAGGAGCAAUGCUCUGGCCCUAAUCCACUCUUCACCAUGGGGCCUCCCCGAAGCACCAAUUUCCCCAGUGCUCCUGAGCUGGGUGCUGUCUCAACACCAGAAGAGCUUCCCCGACCCCCCAAAGAGCUUGGCUUCAGUUACUUGACAUUCCCAUCUGGCCCUGAGCCUUCUCUUCAAGCAGACCUGAGCAAGGAUCUUGUGUGCACCCCACCCUACACUCCCCACCAGCCGGGAGGCUGUGCCUUCCUCUUCAGCCUCCAUGAGCCCUUCCAGACCCACUUGCCCACUCCAUCCAGCUCUCUCCAAGAACAGCUGACUCCGAGCGCUGUGACCUUCUCUGAUCAAUUGACGCCCAGCAGUGCAACUUUCCCAGAUCCACUGACUAGCCCACUACAAGGCCAACUGACUGAAACCUCAGCCAGAAGCUACGAAGAUCCUUGCACCUCCACUUUCCCAGAUCAGCUGCUUCCCAGCACUGCCACCUUCCCAGAGCCUCUGAACAGCCCUGCCCAUGAGCAGGUGACUUCUCCAAGCACAGCAUUCCAAGCACACCUAAACAGCCCCAGCCAAACUUUCCCAGAGCAACUGAGCCCUAAUCCCACCAAGACUUACUUCGCCCAGGAGGGAUGCAGUUUUCUCUAUGAGAAGUUGCCCCCAAGUCCUAGCAGCCCUGGUAAUGGGGACUGCACACUCCUGGCCCUAGCCCAGCUCCGGGGCCCCCUCUCUGUGGAUGUGCCCCUGGUGCCCGAAGGCCUGCUUACACCUGAGGCCUCUCCAGUCAAGCAGAGCUUCUUCCACUAUUCUGAGAAGGAGCAGAAUGAGAUAGACCGUCUCAUCCAGCAGAUCAGCCAGUUGGCUCAGGGCAUGGACAGGCCCUUCUCAGCAGAGGCUGGCACAGCUGGGCUAGAGCCACUUGGAGGGCUGGAGCCCCUGGACCCUAACCUUCCCCUGGCAGGAGCUGGCCCCCCUGUGCUCAGCCUGGACCUGAAACCCUGGAAAUGCCAGGAUCUGGAUUUCCUGGCUGACCCUGAUAUAUUCCUGGAAGAGACGCCCGUGGAAGACAUCUUCAUGGAUCUCUCUACCCCAGACCCCAAUGGGGAAUGGAGUUCAGAGGAUCCUGAGGCAGCAGUCCCAGGAGGGGCCCCAUCACCUCACAACAACCUGUCCCCAGAAGAUAGCAGCUUCCUGGAGGACCUGGCCACAUACGAAACCGCCUUUGAGACAGGUGUCUCAGCAUUCCCCUAUGAUGGGUUUACUGAUGAGUUGCAUCAACUCCAGAGCCAAGUUCAAGACAGCUUCCAUGAAGAUGGAAGUGGAGGGGAACCAACGUUUUGAAUAAGUCUGUGACUUAACGUCGUCAAGUAUGGCAUAUUGUCAUCAAGACAUGGAGCCGCUCUCCACCCCCCCGGGAUUGUUGGGGGGAUUCUGGGGGCCAGAGGGGGAUAGAUCCAAUUCCCCAGGCCCUGCAGGAUUUGGGGGGGGGGAGGUGGGAGGGCAAGGGAGGGGAGCUUCUUUUUAAAAUUUAGAGACAUCAAGCAAUCCCAGUUUCCAUUUCAAUCUGUAUUCACUCGUAGUGAGUUUCCUUGAAUGGGAUUUCAAGCGGAGAAUGGGGGAGUCUCACUUCCCCCGCCCCGCGCUGCCCCAUGGGCCUGGGCCAGUUCUCCACUCCUGGGGGCCAAGCCACCCCUGGGCCUUGGUGGGGGAAAGGCAGUGCCCACCUGGGCCAGCCUGUGCCCUGAGGGGCUCUUGACACCCACGUAGAAUUCUCUACACACCAGUAACGGGAUUUCAAUUCCGAUGGACUCUGCCGCCCUGGCGGCCCUUCUUGUGACUUUUGCGCCCCGCGCCUGGGGUGGGGGGCGCGAAGAGACGCUACGUUCCUUUCCGAUGGAGGAAGGCAGACCUGCCGCCGUCACACGUGUGCUUGCACGAGUGCGUGUACCUGGUGCGGGACUCACCCGGCUGCCCAACUGCCUGGGACUACCCAGGUGGUCACCUCGUGGUGCUGCGGUGACUUUGUAGCCAACUUUAUAAUAAAGUCCAGUUUGCCUUUUUGGUA